Molecule: messenger RNA, 5555 nt
Organism: Pantherophis guttatus
Lineage: Eukaryota; Metazoa; Chordata; Lepidosauria; Squamata; Colubridae
Gene: F13A1
Product: coagulation factor XIII A chain
Biological process (GO): blood coagulation, fibrin clot formation; peptide cross-linking
Molecular function (GO): protein-glutamine gamma-glutamyltransferase activity
Source: RefSeq, a predicted model, not a curated record
UUUGGACAGAGUUUGCUCUAUUUGUGAAACUGAGGAGAAACAAGACGCCCAACUUCUAAGACAAGGGGAGGCAUCAGUGGGAUAGCUACAAUGUCAGAACCAACGGCCACCGAGAAUAAGAAAACUCCUGCUGGUUUGAGUGGGCGAAGAGCUGUCCCACCCAAUGUUUCCAAUGCAGAAGAAGACGAAGUACCUGAAGUAGAGACAAUUGGUUUGGUGCCAAGGGGAUUUAAGAGAGAAGAUAUUCUGGAAGUCGAAGGAGUCAAUAUAUUCAGCCGUGAAUAUGAAAUUAAUAAGAAGGAGCACCACACAGACAAAUACUACAAUUUCAAACUGAUUGUGCGCCGAGGACAGACUUUCCAUAUGCAGAUUACAUUCACUCGUGUAUACAAUCCCGAGAAGGACCAAUUCUGGAUUGAAUACCUUAUAGGGCGAUACCCACAACAAAACAAAGGCACUUACAUCCGCGUUCCUUUGGUUCAAGAGCUGGAAAGUGGGAAAUGGGGUGCUAAGAUCACCCACAGGGCCAACACUUCUGUGGCCCUGAAUAUUAUGCCAGCUGCAAACUGCAUUGUGGGAAAAUUCCGCAUGUAUGUUGCAGUGCUGACUCCAAUGGGUAUUCUCAGAACAAGACGAAAUCCAGACACCGAUACUUACAUAUUGUUCAACCCCUGGUGUAAAGAGGAUGCGGUGUUUAUGGAUGAAGAAGAAGAAAGGAAAGAGUAUGUCCUGAAUGACCUUGGGGUUAUUUUCUAUGGGGCUCCUGAAAAUAUACGAUCAAGAAGCUGGAACUAUGGUCAGUUUGAAGAGGGUAUUUUGGAUGCUUGCCUCUAUUUGAUGGACAGAGCACAACUGGACCUCUCUGGCCGAGGGAAUCCUAUCAAAAUCAGCCGUGUUGGCUCUGCUAUGAUCAAUUCUAAAGAUGAUAAUGGUGUGGUUUAUGGGUCUUGGGACAACAUUUAUGAAUAUGGAGUACCACCAUCGUCCUGGACAGGAAGUGUAGACAUUCUAUUGGAGUAUUUUAGUUCUAAGGAGCCAGUGCGAUAUGGGCAGUGCUGGGUUUUUGCUGGCGUUUUCAACACUUUUUUGAGGUGUCUAGGAAUUCCUGGACGAGUCAUCACUAACUAUUCUUCAGCUCACGAUAAUGAUGCCAACUUACAAAUGGAUGUGUUUAUGGAUGAAUAUGGAAAGGUGGAUUCCAAACUCACAAGAGAUUCAAUCUGGAACUAUCAUUGCUGGAAUGAAGCUUGGAUGGCCCGACCUGACCUUCCUGUUGGUUUUGGUGGCUGGCAAGCUGUAGAUAGUACUCCUCAAGAAAACAGUGAUGGCAUGUAUCGAUGCGGUCCAGCUUCUGUUCAAGCCAUCAAGCAUGGGCAUGUCUGUUUCCAGUUUGAUGCACCUUUUGUUUUUGCAGAGGUGAACAGUGAUGUUAUAUAUUCAAAAGCAAUGAAGAAUGGGUCUAAAGUGAUUCAACACAUUGACAAAACCCAGAUUGGAAAAUUAAUUGUGACUAAGGAAAUGGGUUCAAAUAAAAUGAAGGAUAUCACUGAGCAGUACAAAUUUCAAGAAGGCACAGAAGAAGAAAGACUGGCCCUAGAGACGGCCUUAAUGUAUGGUGUUAAAAAAACUGUAACCGAGGACGUCUCAUCCAGUACGGAGGUUGACAUGAAUGUUGUGAUAGAAGAUUCAGUUCUUGGCAGUGAUUUCAAUGUCACAAUUACUUUCCAAAACAAAACAUCAAGACGCUACACUGCAACAGCUUAUAUUUCUGGCAAUGUUGUAUUUUAUACUGGAGUCUCAAAGACUGAAUUCAAGAAUGACAGUUUUGAUGUGACCCUAGAACCCAUGAAAGCUGAAACUCUUGAGGUGCUCAUCGAGUCAAGCGAGUACAUGAACCAGUUGCUGGAACAAGCUUCCCUACAUUUCUUCGUCACAGCCCGUGUCAAUGAACUACAAAAGAUCCUGGCCCGGCAGAAGACCGUUUCGCUGAAAAUCCCUCAAUUGCACCUCAAGGCUCCUGGAGAGAAAGUUGUUGGAAAGGACAUGACAGUAAUAGUGGAGUUCCCCAACCCUCUGAAGCAAAAUCUCACCAAUGUCUGGGUCCGACUUGAUGGCCCUGGUGUGUUAAAACCAGUCUCAAAAUUAUUCAGAGAGAUUCCAAGGAAUUCAACCUUGAUCUGGGAAGAUAAGUAUGUUCCAAAGCAGCAUGGCUUCCGAAAGUUGAUUUCAAGCUUGAAUUGUGAUGCCUUACGACAUGUCUAUGGCGAGCUGGACAUCAAUAUUCAGAGUGCCAAGUAAAGAUCUUCUCCUUUCUUUCUUUUUUUAAAUUCAGUAAUUCCACCUUUCAUGACAGGAAAGUAAGAGAAAGAACUGCAUUUUCAAACUUCUGCCAUAAUCCAGAAGUUGCCAAACAUAUAUUCUGCGCAUAUGCUUUCUAAUUUUUUUCCAAUUUAUUUUCAGAGGGGUUUUUUUCCACUCAAAACGAUGAAAGUUCAAGUUCAUAUAAACAUAUAUAAAUAUCCACAUAUUCAUUUGCAUCAUGCCUUUUUUCAAAGUUAAUUACAUGAGGUACAUAAUCCCCACUUUUGUCACAAACAACACUGUAAAAUCUGUUCAACUAAGGGAUUGUUGAACUAAGCCUCACACUCAUGAGAUUUUGAUUGAGAGUAAGGUAGAUGGCCCAGAAGUAAUUUAAGUCCAAGUCUCCUACUUCAUGAUACAACAUCUUUAUACCAUCGUACCAAAUUACACAUCAAGUUUACAAGUAUACUUAGACUGAUUUUCUUUGCCCAUCAACGUCUUUGCUGAGAUUUAGCACUGAACUGAGUCUUCUUUUGUCCCAAACUGACAUAAGCAUCACUAAAAGACAAUAACUGAGCACCAAUAAAAAAAAAACCAGAAUUAUUUCAACAAACAGCAGAAAAUUACUCAAUAUGAAUUAGUUCAAGUGUUAAUUAGUUCCCAACUAAUAAUAAGAAUAUACACUGUUACAUAUUAAAAUCAGGACAAUUUUAAAAUAUUUCAGCUUCUGGAGCAUCCUGAAUAUUAGUUUUAAUUAAAACUUGAUAUCCCAUAGAUACUUUGAAAGAGAGAAAAAAAUCAGGGCAAUAAAAUGUUCUCUUUGUUGUCUUUUAUUCCCAACAAACUUAGAUGUGUGCAAAGUGAGAGUUUGAUUCCGAAAACAUAGGUUGAAUUUUUACUUUCUCCCCCCGCCUUUCAUAAUAACUUGAUUCUUACCAGCAUUUUGAGGACUGUCUUGUUGAGUCCUGAUGUGUAGAAGCUACCUUGUUUUUCAUGGGGAAGAGUCAAAGAAGUCAUGAGAUUUGCUUUAGCACUUCUGUUAGCAAGUCAUAUAUCCAGAGGGCAUCUUUGAGAUUUGGCUGAGAAUAGAAGCACAGCUGCAGCUAUGUCUGAAGUGGGUGAGAUCAAAAUCAAAACAAUGGUGGAUGAGAUGCUGUGAUUCUAGCUCUGCCCCUUUUGAAUGGGCAUGCAGCCUCAGAGUGGAUUUUGAAUCUCCUCUCAACAGUCAAUGCAGCUGCUUAGAUACAUUCCUUUCAGUGGCUUACCAGCAAUUUCAGUUGCAAAUAUUAAUCUGAUUGGUCUAUCAGGGUAACCAAAAUAUUCUGAGUUAGGUGAUGUCUAAUUGUGACUCACUAUUGCCAUUAAAUAUGUACAAAUUGUGGGUUGAACUUGCUAGAAUAUCAAUCAGUAAUAUCAAUUACUGAUUUCUAGCACAGGCAUCUAGGAUGAUAUAUAAGAGGAAUAAAAAGACAUCCCAUCCUUAAAGACUAUCCUAACUGUCCUUGUAUGGCUCAGUGCCAGUGGUGGGUUGCCCCUGGUUCAGACCAGUUCUAUAGAACCGGUAGUAAAACUGGUGGGAGGCUCCGCCCACUGACUCCAACGUCAUCAGAAUGCUUCUAUGCAUGCACAGAAGCUUCUGUGGAUGCGCAGAAGAGUAUGCGUGCGUGCAUGCGUCCCCAUUGCAAAGUGGUAGUAAAGGUAGGUAGAACCCACCCCUGCUCAGUGCCUACUUCACAUCUCUGUUUUGGUAGAGAUUGCAAGGGGUUAAAUCCAACACUGGGACACCGAUCCACAAGCUGCGUUCCUUUAUAGGCAAGAUCAGCCACAAUGUAUUAUUAAGCAAAUUUUAAGAAAUCGGCUCUAGAUUUUUAAAAUCAUAGAAAUUUACUUUCUUGAAACUUGCAAGGUGGCACUAACCUAGCCAACUCUGUUCUUAAAGAGCUAAGCAGAACCAUGGUUACUAUUUGGAUGGGAAGCUAUCAGAACAACUCAAAAGAUGACAUUAAAAAAUGAAUUCUGUAUUGUUACCAACACUGUAAGAGGGCAGCCAUGUAAGUCUAUGCAGGCAGUCCUUGGUUUAUGACCAUAAUUGAGCCCAAAAUUUUCAUUGCUGAGUGAGACAUUUGUUAAGUGAACUUUGCCCCAUUUUACGACCUUUCUUGCCCAGUUGUUAAGUGAAUCACUGCAGUUGUUAAGUUAGUAAUAUGGUUGUUUAGUGAAUCUGGCUUCCCCAUUGACUUUGCUUGUCAGAAGAUUGCAAAAGGUUACAUCACAUGACCUUGGGACACUGUAAUUAUCCUAAAUAUGAGUCAGUUGCCAAGCAUAUGAUUUUUUGAUCACAUGACAAUGGGGAUGCUGCAACAGUCAUAAGUGUCAAAAACAGUAAUAAAUCACUGUUUUCAGUGCUGUUGUAACUUUGAAUGGUCACUAAACGAACUGUUGUAAGUUGAGGACUACCUGUAGAGCCCAAAAAAAUCAGGGGGAGUCUAGUGGCAGAAUAAUACAUUUUACUGAAAAGCAAUUGAGCUGUAACUCAUAAAAGCUUUUGUCUUUUAAUAACAUUUGUCUGAAAUGAUACUACCAGACACCUACUGUUGCCAAGAAAACUAUAUCGCCAGACUCAUGAAAUUAUUAGCAGUUGAACUUGGCAAGGAAGUCUUUGUUUUUUCACAAUUAUCAUCACAAUCAUUUAUUUUGACCUGGAGCCAAACCAUUGUUUCAGAAGAAAAGUUGCUUGUGGAAUAUUCUAAUUCAAGUCUCAAAUUGAGUUGACUGUAGACAAUAACAUACUGUACCUUGGAUGAAAUUUGUGGGAACAACUUAUAACUUAAGGCCCCAGCAAGGCAAUUUUAAGUGGUCAUUGAUAAUAAGCCUCUUUUGAUGUGCCAUGAGUUUAUUCCUUUGAGAAAUUAUCUAAUUAAGUGUGCAUUGUUAAUGAAGUCAGUUUGUAUGUAAAAUCUGAUUAUGCUGCUUUACACCAAAGUCGACUACUGUUAAUCUUCUUUUCACUUGUGUCUUAAAAGCUUAUAUCUAAGGAUAUUUACCCAUGUAGUAUGACUGUAUUACUAUUAUCCUUCUCAUCUUUUCUACCAACUUCUCUUAUUGAUAUUUUAGGAUUAUAUUACUUUGUUGUUUAUAUGUAUACGGAAAGCCUUUGCAAAUUCCUUGUGUGUCUGAUCACACUUGGCCAAUAAAGUAUUCUAUUCUAUUCUAUUACCACAAACUAAUGCAAUAAAAGAAUCACAUUGCCUGCA